CUUCCGUUGCACAACUGACUUAAAGUUACGGAAGUUGAAUUCUCUCAACAUGGUUGUUGGAAUGUGGAGAUCGUUGUUCUCCAGCCCUUCACUUCACUCGUUCUUUUACUUUGCUGUUCUUGGUGCCGCAAUAUCAACUUCCAUUGAUGAUGAAGAUUUUAUCAGGGAGUGUAUCCGAUCUCACAACCUCUAUCGUUCGAAAGUACACCCUGCCGCAAGCAACAUGCUGUACAUGUCUUGGGAUCCGAUUCUUGCUAAAGUAGCCUUGCGAUGGAGUAAGAACUGCAAGUUUGAACAUAACAGCGACCUGAAAGUACCCGGAAAACUUCAUCCAGUAUUCACCACUAUUGGAGAAAACAUCUACGUCACAGAAGGUCUCCACAUAAAUAUUACCAGAGCAAUAACAAACUGGUACAAUGAAGUUGAGUUUUAUGAUUAUUUUUCACAAGGAUGCACACGUGUGUGUGGCCACUACACCCAGCUUGUCUGGGCGUCAAGUUACAAAGUUGGCUGUGCAUCUCAUAUCUGUCGAUCAGGAAUUGAUGGCUUCACAUCUAGCAUUUCAGUCAAUUUUGUUUGUGAUUAUGGACCAGCCGGAAAUUAUCGAACACAUCCCUAUUUAACAGGAGAAGCAUGCACUAAAUGCUCUAAAGAUCGUUGUGAGAAUAAUUUGUGCAGGAAUAGGACACUUGAGAUGUCAAGUGAUUCAGAUUCCUCAUGUGAUAAUAACUGUAUUGCUGUUUUAGCAAUAAGGCCAAUGUCUCUUAUUGUUAUUGGUGCUGGAGUAUACAUUGUACAAACAAAAUAUCCAAACAUGUUUGCUUAUCUAUAACAGAUAUCCACAUUCUACUGAUUUCAGAUCACCAUAGCUAAACAUUAGGCUUUGUGUUUGAGGGGACAGGUGGAGGUGACACUUUAUAUCAAACGACUGCUUUUUGAUGCGCAAUAAAAUGAAUUGGUUACAUAAGUUACUAGAUAAUAGAGAAAGUAUUUUCAUCAACUUCCCUGAAUAAAUAUAGUUAUAUGUUAAAACUGUAGCCUCCAAAUUCUUGAUGAGCCAAUGGAAAUACAUUGGGAUUAAAUUCCCAUCCAUUCAAUGACCCCAACAAUUUUACUGUGAGAAAUAGCAGCAUUGGGGCAAUAACAAUUUGUAUUUCCAUAGAACCUAUAAAGUCAUAAAAUGCCCUAAGGCGCUUCACUGGAACAUUACCAAACAAAAUUUGACACUGCGCCACACAAAAUAUCGGAGUAACUGACCAAAAAUCUGGAGACAGAAUGCAAUAGAUCAGGCCUGGAUGGUGGUCGGCUGAUUGAUCAUGAUGCACAAGGGCUAUCACAUCCAAAGGCCAAUUGCCUCAAAGUGAGUACUCGGGUAACAUAUGUCAGAAGGAUCCAUGAAUGGAGGGGUGCAACUAUUGUGAUUUGUACAGGGAAAGCUACUAACAAUUUAAAUAUUGGUUAAAUGUUCAAGAUGAUGGCCAAGAAAUUAGGUCCAUGAGGUGUCAUAAUGGUUGAUUGUGGUAGUGGAUUCCAGCAUUAGAUACCAGACGGUAAUCUGCACUAGAUAGUGGGGGUGGGGGAGGGUCACCUGACCUGGGAGUUGAAGGUCAGGUAGCAUGUGUUGGAGCCUGCCUUGAUAGAAUUCAGUUACUGCAGAUAUGUGUUUAUUUGAGGCAAAUGUGUUAUCAGUAAAGUUAGCUCAGCUACAAUGUCAGUGGCCAGUGUGCAUCAUUGAAACAAAAAACAAGACAUGUGGCAGAAUGGGUAAAAGAAUGGUAAGUAAUAAAGCACAUUGCAAGUGCUGAGAGUGUGUCCAAGAAUAAUACUUGUGUUAGAAAGCAAUCAAAUACCAGAGAAACCAUGCGAGAGAGAUCUUAUUGUAUUAGUCCCGAAAGACAUUGAAGUGCAGGUAGAAGCUGCUGGUGAAUAUAUUACGCAGUAAAGCCGGGGU
Carcharodon carcharias (great white shark) is the source of this 1951-nucleotide messenger RNA. Its product is annotated as glioma pathogenesis-related protein 1-like. The record is from RefSeq and is a predicted model, not a curated record. Bases 50 to 832 code for a protein of 260 amino acids. Gene Ontology annotation, cellular component: extracellular region. The transcript has 6 exons. NCBI's taxonomy places the organism in Eukaryota, Metazoa, Chordata, Chondrichthyes, Lamniformes, Lamnidae.